This is a messenger RNA of Condylura cristata (star-nosed mole), 969 nucleotides long. Its product is annotated as vomeronasal type-1 receptor 4-like. The record is from RefSeq and is a predicted model, not a curated record. Lineage: Eukaryota; Metazoa; Chordata; Mammalia; Eulipotyphla; Talpidae. The transcript has a single exon. The coding region runs from base 1 to 969 and encodes 322 amino acids. Gene Ontology annotation, biological process: G protein-coupled receptor signaling pathway. Gene Ontology annotation, molecular function: pheromone receptor activity. Gene Ontology annotation, cellular component: membrane.
AUGGAGCCCCGGGAUUUGGUGGUAGGGACUGUCAUCUUGUUGCAGAGUGUCUUAGGGAUCGUGGGGAAUUUCUCUCUCCUUUCCCAUCAGAUUUUCCUUAAUCUUACAGCCUCUAGACUGAGGCUCACGGAUUUGGUUAUCAGGAACCUGAUUGUGGCCAAUUUCAUGCUCCUGUUCUCUAGAGGAAUUGGCUAUGUCGUCACAUAUUUUGGCUGGUGUGAAGAAAGUGAUUUUGGGUGCAAGUUUCAAUUCUAUAUAGGAGGAGUGGGCAGGGGCGUGUCCAUCAGCACCACCUGCCUCCUGAGUGUGGUCCAGGCCAGCACCGUCAGCCCCCGGGGCUCCACGUGGGCGGGGCUGAGAGACAAAGCUCCCAGGUACACCUGCCCCUCUCUCGCCCUGUGCUGGGUCCUGAGCCUACUGGCUAAUGUCCUCUACCCCAUGUUCAUGUCUAGUAUUCAUAGUCACAAAAAUGACACAAGCAGGAAAAUAUUUGGAGAGUGUUCUUCUGUGCGUCACGACACAGCCAGAGACUUCUUACAUGGCGCUCUGCUGUCCUUCCCCGACGUUGUGUUUUUUGUGACCAUGGCCUGGGCCAGCGGCUCCCUGGUCUGCACCCUGUACCGGCACAGGCAGCGCGUCCGGCACCUGCACAGCUCCAGGGCCGCCCCGGCGUCCUCCCCCGAGUCCAGGGCCACCCGCACCAUCCUCCUCCUGGUGAGCACCUUCAUCUGCCUUAACUCCAUUUCCUCCAUCAUGAACACUGCUUUGUCUGUUAUUUAUAAUCCCGACUUGUUCCUUUUAAACUUCAAUACAGUGAUCAUACUGUGUUUCCCCACCCUCUGUCCCUUUCUGCUCCUGAGCCGGGAGCCCAAGAGGUCUCAGCUGUGCUCUGCCUGUACGGCCAAAUCCCCCGCCCUUUGCAAACACGUGCACCGUGUGCAGGUGCGCGGUUGUUUAGUCGCUUCAUAA